AUGAAAGAUCCGGUGAUUGUUGCCACCGGCAUCACCUACGACAGAGAGAGUAUUCAACGGUGGCAGUCCCAUGGAAAAAACAAGAGUUGUCCAGUCACCAAUCAACUGCUACCCAUCGCCUCAGAAUUCACUCCUAACCACAAUCUCCGCCGCCUCAUCGAAGCAUGGUGUGCAUCCGAUCGAGUUGUUCCAGCACCAUCGAAGCAAUCCUCUUUGCAGCUGAAGUUAAUCGCCAUAAACCUCAUCAAGAACCUCAAGCUACAAGAGCUACAACUUGAAUCACUUAAAACUUUCGAAAGUCUUGCAUCCGAAAGUGAAAAUAAUAGAAUUUGCUUCAAAGAUGUUGGUGUUGUUAGAGCCAUGGUUACCAUCGUUGUUUCCUGUUAUCAGAAUGGCACAACCGUUGGUCUAAAAGAAGCUCUUAACGUUCUUUAUCUUGUUGGAUUUACUGAAGACGAAACACGCUCAGUUCUUGAAGAAUACGAUCGAAUCCUAAAUUCCUUAACAUGGGUAUUGGGGUUUGAUGCUAGUUAUAAUGAUACAACAAUGAAACUCCACGCAUUAGUUUUACUAAAAGACCUCCUCAACUACGGAAACUCGCAUGUUAUUGAGAGAUUGAAGCUGGAUUUCUUCAAGACGAUUGUAGUUAUUCUUAGACAACGAGAAACUAAGAAUCUUGAAGAAAGAAUCAAGGAGGGUUUACAUGUGUUGCUUAGCACUUGUACCUGGCCAAGAAACUGCUCGAUGAUGAUUCAAGCAGGAGCUGUUUUUGAGCUUGUGGAGCUCGAGCUUGGGUCGCCAAACAAGGAAACCACCGAGUUGAUUAUGGCAGUGUUGUUUCAUUUAUGUUCUUCAGCCGAUGGGAGAGCUCAACUUCUUGGUCAUGCAGCCGGAUUAGCUAUGAUCACAAAGAGAAUGGGGAAGAUGGGGUGCUUCAAGAGAUGGUCAGGGUUGGAACAGUUGAGAAACUAUGUAUGGUGCUACAAGUAA
Messenger RNA from Lactuca saligna, 990 nucleotides. Lineage: Eukaryota; Viridiplantae; Streptophyta; Magnoliopsida; Asterales; Asteraceae. The record is from the annotation of a GenBank genome assembly.